Anthonomus grandis grandis is the source of this 709-nucleotide messenger RNA. RefSeq names its product translocator protein-like. Lineage: Eukaryota; Metazoa; Arthropoda; Insecta; Coleoptera; Curculionidae. Bases 175 to 684 code for a protein of 169 amino acids. Gene Ontology annotation, cellular component: mitochondrial outer membrane. The record is from RefSeq and is a predicted model, not a curated record. The transcript is spliced from 5 exons.
GGUCUGGACUAAGCUUAACGAAAUAAGGUGUCUGUUUACUAAUUCGUUUUUACUAAUAAAAAAUCGUUUUAUUUACAAUAUUAGGUGAAUUGUUCGGUUGGCUGAUAAAUUCUACUAAAAAUAAACCAUUUAGCAAUUUAGUUCCUCAGUUCAGUACUACAGGUGCAUUUUAAGAUGCCUGUGCAAAUUAAUUGGCCUGCUGUUGUGGGAACGGCCAUUCCUAAUUUAGGAGGAAUCGCAGGGGGAAUUAUCACAAGACGCAACAUAAAAUCAUGGUACGAGGUCCAGUUAAAGAGACCGUCAUGGAGACCUCCGAAUUGGGCUUUUGGCCCUGUAUGGACCUCACUUUAUUGUAGCAUGGGUUUCGCUUCUUACCUCGUUUGGAGAGAUGGAGGCGGAUUUGAAGGUGCUGCCAAACUUCCACUUAUGGUUUAUGGUAGUAACGUUUUGCUAAACUGGGCAUGGACCCCUAUUUUUUUUGGGGCAAAACGAAUUGAUUUGGCUUUGUAUGAGAUGCAACUAAUAAAUGUCACAGCUGUGGCGACAGCUUAUCUGUUCCAUGAAAUCAAUCCUGUUGCAGGAUAUUUAAUUAUUCCAUACUGUUUGUGGUUGAGUGUGGCUACAGCUUUGAAUUAUACCAUUUGGAAGGAUAAUAAAGACGACCCGAAACUUAAGGGUCAAUAAAUUUGUUAUUUUAUUAAAAAAAAAA